Molecule: messenger RNA, 3017 nt
Organism: Peromyscus leucopus (white-footed mouse)
Lineage: Eukaryota; Metazoa; Chordata; Mammalia; Rodentia; Cricetidae
Gene: Kazn
Product: kazrin, periplakin interacting protein
Exons: 15
Coding region: 303-2645 (780 amino acids)
Molecular function (GO): protein binding
Source: RefSeq, a predicted model, not a curated record
CGCCCGCCCGCCGGGGUCUCGCCGUUCGCGGCUGCUCCUCCUCCUCCCUUCCUCCUCCUCUUUCUCCUCCUCCUCCUCCCCCCGCCGCCUCGCCACCGCCGCGGCUCCGGCUGGAGGCGCCGCUGUCAUUCCUGCGCCGGAGGAGCCGGCGCUUGCCGGUGCCCGGGGGUCGGGGCGCGGGGGAACCCGGGCCGCUAGGGUGACCCAACAGGUAGAGCCCGGGCCACAGCCGGUCACGCUCCCCCCGCGCACAUCAUGCAGCUCUUUGUCACCUCUCUCGCCCCCAGGCCAAAAUCCUGAGCAUGAUGGAAGACAAUAAGCAGCUCGCGCUCCGCAUCGAUGGGGCGGUCCAGUCGGCCAGCCAGGAGGUGACCAACCUGAGAGCCGAGCUCACGGCCACCAACCGGAGACUGGCGGAAUUGAGCGGCGGAGGCGGCGGCCCCGGCUCGGGCCCGGGAGCUGCGACCAGCGCCUCGGCAGCAACGGUGACGGUGGCUGACUCGGCGGUGGCGACCAUGGAGAACCAUCAGCACAGCGCUCAAGUGCUCCUGCGGGAGGAAGUGGUCCAGCUUCAGGAGGAAGUGCACCUUCUCCGGCAGAUGAAGGAGAUGCUGGCCAAGGACCUGGAGGAGUCACAGGGUGGCAAGUGCUCUGAGGUCCUCUCAGCCACAGAGCUUCGGGUGCAGUUGGUGCAGAAGGAGCAGGAACUGGCCAGAGCCAAAGAAGCCUUGCAAGCCAUGAAAGCCGACCGGAAGCGCUUAAAGGGAGAGAAGACGGACUUGGUUAGCCAAAUGCAGCAGCUGUACGCCACUCUGGAGAGCCGAGAGGAGCAGCUGCGGGACUUCAUCCGCAACUAUGAGCAGCACCGUAAGGAGAGUGAAGACGCCGUCAAAGCGCUGGCCAAGGAGAAGGACCUCCUGGAGCGGGAGAAGUGGGAACUUCGCCGGCAGGCCAAGGAGGCCACGGACCACGCCGCCGCCCUGCGCUCCCAGCUGGACCUCAAGGACAACCGCAUGAAGGAGCUGGAAGCCGAGCUAGCCAUGGCCAAGCAGUCCUUAGCCACCCUGACCAAGGAUGUUCCCAAGCGGCAUUCACUCGCCAUGCCUGGCGAGACGGUGCUCAAUGGCAACCAGGAGUGGGUGGUUCAGGCCGACCUCCCGUUGACGGCCGCCAUCCGUCAGAGCCAGCAGACGCUCUAUCACUCCCACCCUCCCCACCCUGCAGACCGGCAAGCGGUCAGGGUGAGCCCCUGCCACUCAAGGCAGCCUUCCGUCAUCUCCGAUGCCUCUGCUGCUGAGGGUGACCGGUCAUCGACACCGAGCGACAUCAACUCCCCACGACACCGGACGCACUCCCUCUGCAACGGCGACAGUCCCGGCCCGGUUCAGAAGAGCCUGCACAGUCCUAUUGUACAGUCACUAGAGGAUCUUGAAGACCAAAAACGGAAAAAGAAGAAAGAGAAGAUGGGAUUCGGCUCCAUCUCUCGAGUCUUCGCCAGAGGGAAGCAACGGAAGUCCCUCGACCCGGGCCUCUUUGAUGACUCCGACAGCCAGUGCAGCCCCACACGGCACAGCCUCAGCCUGUCUGAGGGAGAGGAGCAGAUGGACCGUCUACAGCACGUGGAGCUGGUGAGGACCACGCCUAUGUCCCACUGGAAGGCUGGCACAGUGCAGGCCUGGCUGGAGGUGGUGAUGGCCAUGCCCAUGUACGUCAAGGCCUGUGCAGAGAAUGUCAAGAGCGGCAAGGUGCUUCUCAGCCUGAGCGACGAGGACCUGGAGCUGGGCCUGGGUGUGUGCAGCAGCUUGCACAGACGCAAGCUCCGCUUGGCGAUCGAGGACUACCGUGACGCCGAAGCUGGCCGCAGUCUGUCCAAAGCUGCCGACCUAGACCAUCACUGGGUGGCCAAGGCUUGGCUGAAUGACAUCGGCCUGUCCCAGUAUUCCCAGGCCUUCCAGAACCACCUGGUCGAUGGGAGGAUGCUGAACUCCCUGAUGAAGCGGGACCUAGAGAAGCACCUGAACGUCUCCAAGAAGUUCCACCAAGUCAGCAUCUUGCUGGGGAUCGAGCUGCUGUACCAAGUGAACUUCAGCAGGGAGGUCCUCCAGGAGCGCCGAGCCCGCUGCGAAACACAGAACACAGACCCUGUGGUCUGGACCAACCAGCGGGUGCUCAAGUGGGUGCGCGAUAUCGACCUGAAGGAGUAUGCGGACAACCUGACCAACAGCGGUGUCCAUGGUGCUGUGCUGGUGCUGGAGCCCACCUUCAAUGCCGAGGCCAUGGCCACCGCCCUAGGCAUCCCCAGCGGGAAGCACAUCCUCCGAAGACACUUGGCAGAGGAGAUGAGCACUAUCUUCCACCCGGCCAACUCCACAGGCAUCCGGGAGUCUGAGCGCUUUGGGACACCCCCUGGCAGGGCCUCCAGCAUCACCAGAGCUGGGAAAGAGGACAGCAGCAGCAACAGCAAGUCCAGAUCUGGCCGGCUGCCUCUGGGGAAGAUAGGAAGGGGCUUCAGCAGCAAAGAACCUGAUUUUCACGAUGACUAUGGCUCUCUCGAGAAUGAGGACUGUGCGGAUGAUGACCUCCAAGGCAGGCCUGAACAGUGUCGCUUGGAGGGAUACAACAGCCUGGAGGUCACCAACGUGUAAGAGAGCCGUGUGACUCAACUCUGGAAGAGCAAAGGGAGGAAUAGCCCAGUGGCCCGGGCUGCCCACCCCCAACUGUACAGAGAGACCUGGGGCUGAGGGCGGAUGCGGUGCCAGGACAGAAUUCCCAGAGACAGCCACCAUUUCCAGUGGGCACCAAGGACAGAGAAUGCCCACCUAGGUGUCUUGUUUCUCUGAAGACAGGCCCUGAGGACACAUCACCCAGCCAUGACCCAGCAGGUGGCCCCAGCGCUGUGGUUCAAGGAACUAGCCCAGUACUCCUGGCACUUUACGCUGAACUUCCAAGAAGGGGAAAAAGAGUGUCAGGGCUCCACCCUGCUGGGAGGAGCAGGAACCCAACCCCCCCCCCCCAAA